Lasiosphaeria miniovina is the source of this 948-nucleotide messenger RNA. RefSeq lists its product as uncharacterized. Lineage: Eukaryota; Fungi; Ascomycota; Sordariomycetes; Sordariales; Lasiosphaeriaceae. The transcript has a single exon. Bases 1 to 948 code for a protein of 315 amino acids. The record is from RefSeq and is a predicted model, not a curated record.
AUGUCCAAUGCAACCAUCACCCCCGAUACUCUCUUCAGAAGGGCCGCUACUACCAACCCCGCCGAGAGCAAGAAGGUGAACACGGCUACUCUAAACAACGCAUCCUUGCUCGCAGUGGUCAAGAAGACAAUUGCAGCAGCAGCUACCGCCAAAGUUGUCCGUGAGCUCGAUGCCGAAUUCGAAGCCAAAGCCCCUGUGGCCGUGCGGGUGGCGUAUCAAAUAGAGGGCACCGGCUGGAAUGCAUCCAUCCACGUGGACGUCAUGAGCGCGUCGACCGCAGCCAGGGCACAGACCGCAUUCAAGGAUAAUUUCAACACCCAACAAGCUAUCCCCCACGACAUGUCAGACUGGAAGGACCUGCAGCUCGGCCAGUACUCGUACCAGCAGGGCACAGUCGCCGCUGUGUGCCAAAAUAACAUAUAUUUCAAAAUCCGCGGCGACCGCAAGACAGCGAGGCAAAGCAGUGCGGAUGCGACAGGGCCGGCAGCGGCAUUGAACCUGCACCCAUUGGAGAGCAAUAGCAACAUGGCCAAGCUGCCCACUGGCACCACUAGCGGGAAUGAGGUUCCCGUGGCAUCUCUUGGUGUGACACCUGAGCAGAUCUUCACCAUUGCACGCGACUUGUGCGCCCACAUUACCGCCGGCCUUGCCGAAAGCCUGGCUGUGAUCCCCAAUCUGGAGCCCGAGAAGGCGGGUGAUCAGCUGUUCCUGCCCUUGCAAAGAAACCCCCCGCCUCAUAUUUCAUUUCCCAAUCUCUUGGCCAACAACUUUGUCCUCCACAUGGCAGAGGGACCGGAUUUUCUGGCCAUGCCAACUGUCAAAGAAACCAAGAUUACCUUUUCCAUUACCACGAAAAAGGGCGAAGGUGAACUUUUGGUCUAUACAAUUCACAAGGCAACACUGGCCGUUUUUCACAAAUCAAUCAAAGUCAAGGUCGCCGCCGCCUAG